AUGUUUCUUUUUUUCUCUUAUGGUUCUUUUUUUUCAUUCUUUCUUUUUUGGUUGUCUUUCCCUCGUUUGGUUAUAUUUUUCUCUUUCUUGCCUUCUUUUUCUUUGUUUCUUUUUAUUCUUUCCUUUUCUUUUGCGUUACUUUCUCUUAUUCUUUUUUCUUCCUUAUAUUGUUUGUUUCCUCCUUUCUCUUUUCUUUUCUUUUUUCUUCCUAUUAUUCUUUCUUUUAUUCUUCCUUCUUAUCCUUUGUUCGUUUAUUCUUUUUAUUAUUCUUUAUUUCUUUUUCUCACUUGCUUUUUCGUUUGUUUUUUCUUUUAUACCCAUUACAUUUUUUUUGAUUUUCUUUUAUUCAUCUUUUCUUUCUUCCUUUUUCUGUUUUCCUCUUUUUCAUUCUUUGCUUCUAUUAGUAUUUUUAAUCUUUCAUUACUUUUCCUUCUUUCUUUUUUCAUUCUUUUUCUCAUUCCUCAUUUUCAUAUUUACCUUUUUUCAUUAUUUGUUUCAACCUUCCUGUUUUUCUUUUUCUUUCUCUUAUAUUUCAAUUCUUUUUCUCAGUUUCUUUUUCUGCUCUUAUUUCUUUCUGUUUUAUUUUUCCUUAAUUAUUUCUUUCUCUCAUUCUUUUAUACUCUUUUCUUUUAUUUGCUUUCUUUCAAUUUCUCAUUUUUUCAUUCUCACUUUUUAAUUUUUUCUUCUUCAUAUUCUUUUUCUUAUUUCCUCUUUGUUCUAUUUUUUCUCUCUUAUUCUUUCUUUUAUUCUGUUACUCUCUUAUUCCUUCUUUCUUUUAUACUUCAUUUAUCUUAUUUUUCUUUUUUAUAUUACUUUUAUUCUUUUUUCUCUUACUCUUUCUUUCUCUUAUCCUAUUUUACCUUAUUAUUUCUAUUACUCUUUGUUUUUCUGGGCGAUAAAACAAGGGCGAUCAUGACGCUGAAGACAGACUUUCCUGACCUCCCGACAGUGACCAUGUCAGGUGUGAGCAACGGCUCGUCGUCGACGGACGACUCAAGCAUCACGAUCAGUGACGAGCCCGGAUCAAAACUGAAGAAGCGCGAAACAUGGGGCCGGAAGCUGGACUUCCUGCUUGCCUGCAUCGGAUUCUCAGUCGGUCUGGGCAAUGUCUGGCGCUUCCCCUUCCUUUGCUAUAAAAAUGGUGGAGGUGCAUUCCUUAUUCCCUAUUUUGUGGCAGUCAUCCUAGGCGGUGUUCCUGUGUUCCUCCUGGAGGUCUCUCUAGGGCAGUUUAUGUCCGAGGGCGGAGUUGGGGCCUGGAAAAUCUGCCCGCUCUUCCAAGGAAUUGGUUAUGCAUGCUCCAUGAUCGUGUUUUUCCUUGACUGUAAUUACAAUAUUAUCCUCACAUGGUCAUUGUACUACCUCUUCUCAUCAUUCUCUGCUGUGCUGCCCUGGUCAAGUUGUGGAAAUGAAUGGAACACGGUGAAUUGUACAGAAUUUGAGUCAAUCCGCAACAAGACAUUGACAGCACGCAACACCACCAUGCAUCUGCUUCUUGAUGACGAUAUAACAAAUGCAUCCUUUGAUGGUGCAGCCACUGAAAUGACACAGCAAUAUAUGCGCAAGAUUGUCAUGGAUCCCGUGACAGAAUUCUGGGAGCGUAAGGUGUUGGCAAUUUCUAAUGGCAUUGAUGAACCUGGCUCCAUCAAGUGGGACCUUGCUCUCUGUUUGCUGCUUGCCUGGAUAGUAGUCUACUUUUGUAUAUGGAAAGGGAUCAAAAGCUCUGGAAAGGUUAUGUACUUCACAGCAACAAGUCCUUACAUCCUAAUGUUGGUGUUACUUAUUCGGGGUGUCACUUUAGAUGGUGCAGCAGAUGGAUUAAAAUAUUACCUUAUUCCCGACUGGAGCAAGCUCCUCCGAAGACAGGUCUGGGUCGAUGCUGGCACACAGAUCUUCUUCUCAUACUCAAUUAGUCUUGGCACGUUAACCGCGCUUGGGAGCUACAACAAAUUCCACCAUAACUCCUACAAAGACAGCCUCCUAUUUGCAAUUGCUAACACAUUUACUAGUUUCCUAGCAGGAUUUGUGAUUUUCUCUGUGUUGGGCUUUAUGGCGAAAAGACAAGGUUUAACUGUGGAUGAGGUUGCCGAAUCAGGGCCUGGUUUGGCAUUUAUCGCAUACCCUGAGGCGGUUUCCCAAAUGCCAGUUGCUCCACUUUGGUCAGCCGUGUUCUUUGUUAUGAUUCUUCUUCUUGGCUUAGAUAGCCAGUUUGUUGGUGUUGAGGGGUUCAUAACCACAGUGGUGGAUCGUUGGCCACAGCAUCUGCGUCGGGGCUAUCGCCGUGAGAUCCUCAUCGGCUGUGUUUGUCUGACUGCAUUUACAAUCGGAUUAGCCAUGGUGACAAACGGCGGUAUGUAUGUCUUUCAGCUUUACGACUAUUAUCCCGCAAGCAGAAUAGUGCUUCUAGUGGCAUUCUUCGAGUCGGUCGUCGUUGCUUAUAUAUACGGUGUUGAUCGAUUUUAUGAUAACCUUGAGAUGAUGUAUGGUUUUCGAUUAAAUAACUGGAUGAAAUAUUGUUGGAUGUACCUGACUCCAGGAUUUACCAUUAUCACUUUCAUCUUGAGUACGAUCAGCUAUUCAGGUUUAACGUAUAAGCGGAAGACAGUUGAAUACAUAUAUCCACAGUGGGCUGUCUCCAUAGGCUGGAUGAUGGCAUGCUCAUCAAUUGUUUUCAUCCCAGCAGUGAUGCUGAUCAACAUCUAUAAGACGAAAGGGUCACUGAAAACACGGAUCGAGUAUUUGUUACGACCAAUGCUUAAAUCUUACCAGCUGCGGCCAAAUGAGGACAUGUCAAAGGUGACGUUAAUAAGUCGGUGUGACUAUGGACCUGAGGGAGAGGAUGCAGAGGUUGCUGCAGAGGAGACUGCAGCUGCACAGAACCAGUUGAUAGAGAAGCGUGGCGAGGAUGAGGAGACACCAGCAGUGAGUGCAGCAGUGGCAGACAGUACAAAGGACUCAAAAAUGUAA
Molecule: messenger RNA, 2964 nt
Organism: Acanthosepion pharaonis
Lineage: Eukaryota; Metazoa; Mollusca; Cephalopoda; Sepiida; Sepiidae
Source: the annotation of a GenBank genome assembly